Molecule: messenger RNA, 789 nt
Organism: Rhipicephalus microplus (southern cattle tick)
Lineage: Eukaryota; Metazoa; Arthropoda; Arachnida; Ixodida; Ixodidae
Source: RefSeq, a predicted model, not a curated record
ACUCCACACCUGAGCGGGCGCAGUGUCUCGAAAGCGAGAUGUGCUCGGAGCAUUGCCGUACGAGGCGGAGACGUCGCGCACGCCUUUCAACACUUCCUUCUGCUACGGGAAAAAGGACAUGUGUGCCGUUUCUUUCACGUCGUCACCUCAUAUAAGAGUGGGAGGCGGCAGGCGCACGUGCACCGCACAGUGGAGGGACCCAUGGCCAAGUCACCGGUGCUGGGUACAUCUCUACGGAAGUCGGAGCUGGAUCUCCACAGCGGACUUCACAUCGGUUCCGCUGCUAUGGCCGACGGAAGCGUACCGGCCGCUCAGGCACAAUGCAGUGCAAUACGUGAUUCCUCUGAUACUUGACCUGGGAGUCUUCACCGGCACUGGCAAGGUUGACUUCGAUGAGUGGCUGUCGAUGUACCAGCGCAUCACCAACAGUUACAGGAAAGCGGCUUGUUGCUGUUGACGGCCACGUGCGGCAUGCUGCUGUUGCUGUGCGGUCGAGUGUCGGAAGCUGCACCCGGCUACGGCGGCGGCUACGGGGGUCACGUCAGCAUCAAAGUGUACCGCGGCCCAUCGCACGGCCACGGCUACCACUCGUUCGCGCCUUUUGGUUAUCAUGUUCACCUGCCACCUGACAACCACGGCUACCACGGAUGAGUCAAGCAUGCUGCACUACAGACUCGACGAGCCUGACACGUCGGCAGCAACAAAGUUUCUGAAUCAGCAGCGGGUCAGAACGUGAGGCCCGCGAAGCCACAGUCCAGCAGCAUCAAUAAAAAGGAGGCUAUAUUUGAC